This is a messenger RNA of Rhagoletis pomonella (apple maggot), 794 nucleotides long. RefSeq names its product zinc finger BED domain-containing protein 4-like. The transcript has 2 exons. NCBI's taxonomy places the organism in Eukaryota, Metazoa, Arthropoda, Insecta, Diptera, Tephritidae. The record is from RefSeq and is a predicted model, not a curated record. Gene Ontology annotation, molecular function: protein dimerization activity. The coding region runs from base 284 to 760 and encodes 158 amino acids.
UUUGUUUAAAUUAUAGAGAACCCGCCUAUUAACCUUUUUCGUUUCCGAACGCGUAGGUCUGCAAUUUCGGCACGACGUAAUGAGGAGCUGUGAAUGUUCCAAUAAAUAGUUGCGGCAUUGUUGUAAUUUUUUCGGAACAGGACUAAACAUUCAACAACGACAAUGCUUCACUAUUGCAACAUUUUGAGACCCACGUUUCAAAACUUCGUUUUUUUUUUCUGACGCCAAUAAAGCUAAAAACUGGGUUGUUGAUGAACUAAUUCGAAAUUAUAAAUCAGUUAGCAUGGAGAAACCAGUUGAAUCAUAUGAAAAAUGCCGAACUAUAGUGAAAGCUUCCAUCGAAGAUCGAGCUCACGAGGAUAUUUGGCAAUGCUUUGAGGAAAUCGCCAACGGCUCUGAUGCUGAUUCUAGUGUUUCUAGUGAUAUGGAUAGCCAAACGAUUGGUAGACAAGGCAGCGAACGUACAAGAAAAAAGGCAGCGAUUUAUGAACUAGAAAUAGAGAAAUAUUUGCAGCUACCUCUUAUAUCCAGACAAGAAGAUCCCUUAACUUGGUGGAAGUAUAGCCGCAAAGAAUAUCCAAAUUUGUUUACACUGGCAAUGAAGUAUCUCUGCGCGCCACCUUCCUCAGUGAACUCGGAAAGAGUAUUUAGUGCAUCGGGUAACAUUUAUGUUGAAAAUAGGAAUAGGUUGUUACCCGAUAAUGCGGAAAUGCUUCUUUUCGUAAUGAAAAAUAUACAGAUUGUUAACCUUGAUUACUAAUUAGACACUUUUAAAUUGGAUUACAAAAAUACAA